Molecule: messenger RNA, 936 nt
Organism: Condylura cristata (star-nosed mole)
Lineage: Eukaryota; Metazoa; Chordata; Mammalia; Eulipotyphla; Talpidae
Product: olfactory receptor 491-like
Exons: 1
Coding region: 1-936 (311 amino acids)
Biological process (GO): sensory perception of smell; G protein-coupled receptor signaling pathway
Cellular component (GO): membrane
Molecular function (GO): odorant binding; G protein-coupled receptor activity; olfactory receptor activity
Source: RefSeq, a predicted model, not a curated record
AUGGAGAUUGGAAACCACACCACCAGCGUGACAGAAUUCAUCCUCUUGGGGUUAACAAAGGACCCUGCAACCUGUGCCAUCUUAUUUGUGAUAUUUCUAGCAGUCUAUACUGUUACUUUGGUAGGCAAUAUCAGCAUAAUCACAUUAAUAAGAACCUGUUCCCAGCUCCACACACCCAUGUACCUCUUCCUCAGCCAUUUGGCUUUUGUAGAUCUUGGGUUUUCCUCUUCAGUCACACCUAUAAUGCUUACAGGAUUCCUCAGAUAUGGAAUGGCCCUCCCUGUUACUGGCUGUGUAGCCCAGCUGUGCUCUGUGGUCUCAUUUGGUACAACUGAGUGCUUCCUGCUGGCUGCCAUGGCCUAUGAUCGCUACAUGGCCAUCUGUUGCCCACUACUCUACCCCACCAAGAUGUCCCCUAGAGUCUGCAUCUUCUUAGUGGGAGCUUCUUACUUUGGUGGUUGUGUGAAUGGUGGGACAUUUACUGGUUGCUCAGCGAGUCUGUCUUUCUGUGGUCCAAAUGAGAUAGACCACUUUUUCUGUGAUUUUGCCCCUUUAGUGAAACUCACCUGUUCCGAUGUCUCUAUUAUUCAAAUUAUCUCUUCCAUCUCUGCUGGUUCCAUCAUAGUGGUAACCGUGUUUGUCAUUUCUCUCUCUUACAUCUUCAUACUCACCACCAUCCUAAAGAUGCGCUCCACAGAAGGACGACACAAGGCCUUCUCCACCUGCACCUCCCACCUCACAGCAGUCACGCUCUACUAUGGGACCAUCACCUUCAUAUAUGUUUUGCCCAAAUCUAUCUACACAACACACCAAAACAAAGUCAUAUCUGUGUUCUAUACAGUGCUGAUCCCUAUGUUGAACCCCCUCAUUUACAGCCUGAGAAACAAAGAUGUCAAGGAGGCUUUGAGAAAGGCAACUGUCAGAAGAUCUUCUUAG